UUUCAUAAGAGAGAGAGAAGUGGAGAGAAAGAACGAGAGCAGUGCUGUGAAAAGCAGGUGUGAUUCAUGAAUAAACUAUAGUUUGCAACCCUAUGGGAUACUGAUGAAACAAAUAGAAUUUUCCCAGACAUGGAUAAUACAAGGACACAAGACACUUUUUCACAGUUAAGCCAGGAAAAAAUCCUCAAAAUUAUGAACAUGGUGAAAAAUAAAGAAGUGAGCAUUGAAGGAGCUUUGCACUUGGCACAGAAAGAGGUAUAUGCUGAAAAGGAUCCACAGGAUUUGCUAACUGGCUCACAAUUUAACUUCAGUAUCUACAAAUAUAAACACUAUCGGUGGCAGAAACGAAUUUUGCAGAUUGAUUUCAACACAAAGACCAUUUUUAACAUUGAAAAAGGAAUUAUUAAGAAACAGUUCCCCUUCUCACAAGUCAAAGCCUGUGAAGAUACUGAAAGGAGGCGCUUCAGCAUUGUGUUUCAUGGGCGACAAGAUUAUGAGCUGGAAGCAGUGUCUCUUGAGGAUAAAAGGAAGAUAAUGUACCUUCUGAGCAGAGUUAUACAGAGCAAUUCGUACAAGAGACCAGCAGAGUCCUGCUCUGGAAGACCUGUGGAAGAUGAUGUGAUACAUGAAGGACUGUUGGAUCUGCAGCAAAAUACUUUUACAUCCACUGAAUGGGUCAAGUACUUGGUACAACUACGUGAAGGAGAAUUGGCUUUGUAUUGCAUAGGUCUGGGAGGAAAGAACAAGACUGCAGACCCUGUAACAAACACAAUUAAUUUGUCAGAUGGUAAUGUGAGUGUCAGCAAGGAGAAUGGAUGCAGUACUUUUUCAGUUCAGACCAAAGGACACAAUUAUUUGUUUCGAAUACCCUUUACUGUCCAAAGGAACAGGACAGAGGAUGUUAGCAAGCUCCAGAACGAAUGGGUGUCUCUCAUAGAAAGGUAUUGUCAGCUGUGCAAGGGUGCCUCACUGCCUCAGGAGGGAUCUCAAGGAUGUACCUCCUCCGAAGCAGAUUAUGAGGAUGUUACCGUACCUCUGAAUGAACAGAAAGAGGAGGCCCUACACUUUGGUGUGAGUGCUGCAACAACCAGUCUGAACAAGUCUUCAGACCCCCAGCCUGCAGAGGAGGAAGCGGCCCCAGCAUCACCAUCUCUUCCACUUCCCAGAAGUAAGGCAGAGGUACCGCCAGCCCCACCUGCGUUACCGCAGCCCUGCAGCCUCUCUCCAUCGACAAAGAGAACCAAAGCCUUUCACUGGGAUGUUGUUCCUUGUGAUAAGAUUCAGAAAUCUAUCUGGGGAUCAUGUGACCCAUGCAAGAAAAAAAUAGAUGUAUCCAGACUCUGCAAUCAGUUCCAGAUCCAGGACACGGCAGUAUUUUCGGGCAACGAACCUUCAGUGAAUCAGCACAUCAUGUUAGAUCAAAAAGUUGCACAUAACUUCAACAUUUUUCUUAAAAGUUUUCGUAUAAAACCAAGCGAGCUGAAAGAAAAACUGUACAUUAUACAUGAAGAGAGUGGUGGACUUACAGAUGAGCAGAUUACAACACUAAGAAGAUACAUGCCAACACCAAAAGAUGCAGAAAGGUAUCAGUCAUUCAAGGGGUCUCCUUCAGAGCUGCAUGUGGUUGAUCAGUUUAUGUUAGAGAUGUGUAAAAUCCCUCACUUAAGCCAGAGGUUGGAUCUCCUGCUUACUGUUCGUGAGCUCCCUGUGAGCAUGAGAGAUUUGGAGCCUCUAAUAAACCAGAAAAUCCAAGCGAGUAAGCAGCUGCAAUCCAGCCAGAAGUUUGUUGCUGUCUUGGAGUACAUUUUAGCCAUUGGGAACCAUUUAAAUGAAAAGGCUGGAAAGGACAAGGCUAAAGGAUUUCGACUGUCAUCUUUGACCAAAUUGCCUCUGUUGCGGGGAAAGGAGAGGACGUUCACCUUGCUUCAUGCCCUUGUGGAACAGAUCUUCUUACAUGAGCCUGAUUUGGCUAAAUUUUCUCAGGAGUUGACAGAAUUUGAAGCUGUUCCUGAUGCUUCCAUGAAGGGCCUCAGUGCUGAAGUUGAUGUUUUAAAAAAAGAAUUGGAAAAUGUUAUUCAGUGCAGGCGGCUUAUUAAACCCAAGACAAUCAAAGCAACGCCCCAGGAGUCACAGUUCUGCAGGGAACUAAAGGAUUUAAUUCAGAAAUAUGAAGGGGAUCUAUCCCAGCUGUCAAAAAGAUGUGAUGAAAUGAAGAAGCUUUAUACCAACAUACUGGUAAAAUUUGGGGAGCCGCAAGACCUAGACUCUCAGGAAUUAUUUGGAUGGAUAUCUUCAUUCAUUAGUGAGUUUAGGAAGGCCUGUGCUGAAGUCAUGCCAUAAGGACAACACAAAUCUUAUAACGAGGUGUGACCACUGCUGAACAUCUAGGUAUGUAGAGAAAGGUCCAGUAAAGAGCCCGGGCACCCACCAGCUAGCUGCUGCUAUACCUACAUUCUUAGUGCUGGUCACCAGGAAUACAGAGACACUUGGACUCUGUCUGGAAAGCAGAGUUAAAAGAAGCCAAAGAUUUUUUUUCUUUUCUUGGCCUCAGUACUUCAAAGGGCAUCGCAGGCUGCAGUUCCUGGGAGCUUAUAGCUUCUAAUGUGCCAUGACUGGCAGCACACCCCCAUGUGAAAAGGCAGAAAAGCGUUCCUGAGGCUAAUGUGCCCAUCACCAAAGGCAAGGGCUUCAUUUCACAACAACCUCAAUAAGUCCACUGAGGAAAGGGGAUGCAGCUGAACCCCUGCCCUCCACGGGUGCUCCUGCUUGGAAGCCAAAUCUGCUCCCAAGGGCAGGUACGCACAUCUUCUGUUUCAAAGAAGUGGGCAGGGAUCGUAACUGCUCUUUUACAAUGAUAGUUGUCACCUCUAUUUUGAGGACUCAAAUCCUUACAGUCCUCCUCUUAAAGGCAUGCUCUGGUCAAAAGGUGUGCUGAGCAGGCAGCAUCUCAUUCCUGGCCAGCGAGCAAUAGCUCAGGGAAAUGUCUUCAACAGGAGGCAUCAGGUGUUAAGCAAAGAUGAAGAGCAAAGGAGCAACUUCUCUUCCAGCUUCAUGUGAAGCAAACCUGGCACCAGCUGUGACUGCCAAUGGGCUUCGUAGCUUAACUUCUCUGCCUUAAAUCCACCCCUCAUCUUAGAGGAUGUCUAAAAAGAUCUUUGAGGAAGAGGCUCAACAGACUAUGUAUUUUAUAUGCUUAAUAUAAUCUUCCAGGCACCUACCUAUCAUACAUAGAAACUGUCUCGCGUCAGGUAGAGGAUGCCUGAACUACAGCUCUGCAUUGAAGCAGCAGAAAAGUACCCAGUGGGUCCCCUCAGCUUUGUACCGCCCGUGUUGCUGCCAUCCAUAAGCUCUUGCAUGUCUGCACUAACAAAGUGCAUCUUUUUGGCUUCUCAACAGUCUUGUCAGGACUAUGCUUCCAGUUCGGAACAUGCAGCCAUGUUUCCCAGAGGAAAAAGGAAUAAUAAUAAUAAUAAAAAAAAAAGCAGCAAAAUUAGUACCCCUGAUACUUAUUUUACAGAAAAUUAUUUACAGAAGCAAAUAAAGGGAUUUAAUUUUGCAGAAAACAUAUUGGCUAUAUUUACAUCAAGUCAGCAUCAGAGCAGUGAUAUUUGCUUGACACUGAAGUCAGUAGCAUCCGUCUAUCAGGAGCUACAGCUUUAUGUUGCUCAUUUCUGAUUGAAAGAGGAAAAUUAAAUUCCUUUUUGAUUUCUUGCAUGUCUAUACCACAAUACCCUAUGCAGUGCAUGUACAUGCACUGAAAACAACACUUGCAGAUUUUGAUGUGUAUUGUUACUGCUCCAGAAUCUGAACCAUCUUCAUUUAUAUGUGAAUCAUGUAAGAUAAUCCUGCAUACAAGUGCCAUUUCCAUGGUAUCAAGAUCCCUGCAUCCCUGAACAGCAUUCGUGAUGGUCAUGAUAAGUUUCAUGUUUUUCUACCAUUAUCUCAGCUCAGGAGUCCUGGGAAGUAUUUUUUAACUAAAUAAUUUUCUCUCUCUUUUUUUUUUUUCCAUGACUCACUUUUUCCCCUAGUCUUUUUCCUCUAUUAUUAUAUCUAACAGCUUGUACUUGUUUUAUAGCUCAGCUGGCAUGGCCUCUUCCAAUUAAAAAUAUAUUCUACACAGUAGUCGAUAUCUGUGUCUUUGUGUGAAUAUCCUGGAGCAUUAAUUUAAAAAAUUAAUGUCCAAAUACCUUCUUGGCAAGAAAUUCUAGCCCCUUCAGAGAGCACAAAGCUUUCCUAUGGAGCGGGAGCUUACUGAGGAGACAUGUUUCAAUUUUCUCAAACAAGCUAUUUCUUCAGUGACUGUGAG
Molecule: messenger RNA, 4306 nt
Organism: Chroicocephalus ridibundus (black-headed gull)
Lineage: Eukaryota; Metazoa; Chordata; Aves; Charadriiformes; Laridae
Product: formin-F-like
Exons: 18
Coding region: 130-2340 (736 amino acids)
Source: RefSeq, a predicted model, not a curated record